GAAAAUGUACCACUCUCUGACCCCGACUUUCGCUCGUAUCUAUUAUAGCCGGUUACUGCUUCAACAAUUUAUAUCGCCUCGUUCGAUUUAUCUGCAUAUACAGCUUUGAUUGUAUUCGUGUACUUGACUCUUGUGCUCCUUGCCGUCGCGCCUUUUCUGUCCGAUCCGAUUUUCGGCAUAUAGUCACCAAACUUCUCGGUUGAGCACGCUGGACCAAUGGAGGUUUGAGAGCUAAUUUGAAUGCUUCCUCUACUGGGAAUGGUGAGAGUAAUUCGGAUGAUUCUGUGGCAUAUAAGAGUGACUACAAUCGCGUGGUCUAUCUGCUCAGGUUGAUCGUUCGACCAUGGGGGAUGACGUUCGUCUAGCCCCUCGCCAGAUAUGGGCACAACCGACAACAUCUUCAACGAAGACUUACCAACCCGGAUGUACUCCAUUCGUGCUCCCCAGUGAAGGUUACAUUUAUCUGAAUCUCUCUUAUUCGAUAGCCCUAUCAGAAAAUGCCGUUUUUGAGCCAGUCUGCACGAGUACCGCGACCGCGUCGAGAGGUCCAUCCCCAAUGCUCGAUACCCGUGACCCCUUUUACGCUUCGGUGACUCCCCAAUUAUAUGCUAUCGGCUGCGCAACAGUAGUUAGCUACCUUCUCGUCAUUAUUCUUCUUAUAACGCCACGCACGUUUUAUGUUGGUGGUCCUGGUGGUGGUGCCAACUUUCUAGGGCGCCAUGGCAUGAUUAGUGGCUCAUAUAGCGGUAAUUCCUCGGUGGUGGGAGUUGGUGGUCGGCCAUGGCUGCAGAAAGUGGCUGCGCUGCUCGUUGCUAUAUCGUUGACAAUUGCGACUGCCGAUUCAUUCAAGGUGGCCGAGGACCAGUAUAUACACGGCUACUCUGAUGCCGAUGCGCUUGCCUCGGAGGUCAUCGACGGCAUGGAAAUCCGCGUUAUCAGAGUCAUAUCGAGCACUUUUCUCUGGCUUGCGCAGGUUCAAACACUGAUUCGACUAUUCCCUCGACAUAAAGAGAAGGUCAUGAUUAAAUGGGCCGGUUUCGCCUUGAUUGUGUUGGACACGAUAUUCAGUAUCUUGGAUAAAUUCCUGGUCCAGAGCAACACUACAAGACCGCGAUUAUAUGAAGAUGCAAUACCCGCGCUCAGUUAUCUUUUCGAGCUUGCGCUUAAUUUGCUCUAUGCGGCAUGGGUUAUCUUCUACUCGCUAUCCAAACAUCGUUUCGCAUUCUUUCACCCGAAGAUGAGGAAUAUCUGCCUGGUGGCCCUCUUAUCGUUAUGUGCGGUUCUAAUACCAGUUGUGUUUUUCGUUCUGGAUAUCGCAAAGCCUGAGGUCGCUGGCUGGGGUACAUACAUUAGGUGGGUUGGAUCGGCGGCGGCUAGUGUGGUGGUUUGGGAAUGGGUAGAACGCAUUGAAGCAUUAGAACGAGAUGAAAGAAAGGAUGGUAUCCUCGGCAGGGAAAUUUUCGAUGGUGAUGAAAUGCUUGAAGUGACCCCUUCUGAAGAGGUCGAUUGGCCUCGCCAAAACAAUAGGAACGACAGAGGAGGAGGUACAGGCACAUCCUCGGGAUGGGGAGGAAUGAUGGGGUUGACUCAACGUCCAUUGCGCACUCGAGUUGGUCACCCUGGGGGCCGUAACCGGCAGACUCGUGCUGACGCACAAAACCCUGCCAUGUCUAAUGACCCCCGUCAACGGGGAGCAGCCCGGCCCACCCCACCGCCCGCUGCUGUCACACCUGUCAGCCGGGCGGACACCACGAGCGCUGCCAGUACUGUGUACAAUGUACAUUACCAUCCUGUCUCUAGCCCUACACCGCCGGUCGCUAUGCCGCAUAUGGAGGAAGAAAACGAAGCCGACGACUAUGGCGAUGUUGCCGGCAAGGAAUUGGAAACCGCCGUCGAGGAGCAUCGAUCGAAUUCGGCCCAUGAGCGCAUAUCAGCGGAGCAGACCAGGGAAGAGUCGCCCCAGAUUAUCAACGUGGACGACCGAUGGCGGACUAUACUCAACCCCUUCAGGCGCAGGCGUGCGUCUCUACCUAGGGAAGUUGCUUCAGCACAAGCAGAAGAGGAGCAGGAGGACCCUAGUAGAGAUGGAGGUGAGUUAGACCAGGGUGAGCCUAGCGAGCAGGAGUUGUCGCGACCCGUCAUCAAUCGUCUAUUCGCGCUCAAUCGCAAACCGAGGCCCGGCUCUGGACGGCAAGGCUCUGAUGCUCCGUUACCGGUUACGGUCAUCCCCGCCAGGCGUCGAGGCCAGCACACAUGGUCGCCCGAGUGGUUCACUGAGUCUAAUCUUCUUGAACCAUCCCCAGGUCAACGGCCCCGACCAAAUCGCACUGAUUUGCCGGUAAGGGUGAUACAACCACAGACUCGCACAGCUGCGCCUUGGGCAACGCCCAACGAAGGAGAAUUUGGCUAUGGCAAUUAUGAAUUACGUUAUGACCCUGAAGCGGCAGCGCUUGUGGGACCUGGUGAAUCUCAUCCUUAUCCGCAGUCGACCGAUCAUGCUUAUCUUGAUACAAAUGUCGAUCCCGAAAGACCCUCCGUUGCCGAACGGCAUGGUCAAACUCAAGAGCUAGAUCAAUCUGCGCCUGAGCGGUUGCUAUCACCACAACAUCCUCAGCCGACCAAUUCACCGAAUGAUAGUCAUGCCACCACUGAAAAUUCUAGACCUCGGUGAGGAAUUCGAGGCUCAUGUUCUAGUCCAUACUUCCUUGGUGGACUGCGCAUUUCAUUUGUUCGGUCCGAGUUAGACGAUUCAUUAUGAUCCAUAUCGUCGAUUUUCUUUCUCUUUACAUUAACUUUUGACAUAUUCUUGAUUUAGCGGGAGUAUCGCUGGAUGUAUCUAAUGGGAGUCUUGCUUUUCUCGAUCUUAUAUUCUUUUUUGGUUUUUUUUUUUUUUUCU
Messenger RNA from Aspergillus caelatus, 2896 nucleotides. RefSeq names its product PalH/RIM21 family protein. The transcript has 2 exons. Gene Ontology annotation, biological process: cellular response to pH. The record is from RefSeq and is a predicted model, not a curated record. NCBI's taxonomy places the organism in Eukaryota, Fungi, Ascomycota, Eurotiomycetes, Eurotiales, Aspergillaceae. Bases 344 to 2671 code for a protein of 775 amino acids. Gene Ontology annotation, cellular component: plasma membrane.